Babesia ovata is the source of this 1242-nucleotide messenger RNA. RefSeq lists its product as uncharacterized. The record is from RefSeq and is a predicted model, not a curated record. NCBI's taxonomy places the organism in Eukaryota, Apicomplexa, Aconoidasida, Piroplasmida, Babesiidae. Bases 1 to 1242 code for a protein of 413 amino acids. The transcript is spliced from 5 exons.
AUGUUCUUCAUUGACCCGCAAACGGUCGGCUGUUGCGCCGUCGGCUGCUGCGGCAUUGCCGCUGCCAGCUACGUGUCGAACAACCUCUCCAAAAUACCGCAUCCGUCGGAAUGCGGUUGCAUUGGCAGCCUAUAUCGCAUCACUGGGAUCCACGCCCAUGACCCGUUCGACUUUAUUUUGGAGAUUCAUGAAGCCGUCGGUGGCGUCGACUCAGGGAAAUACUUCUUCGAAGUUGAAGCCGGCAGGACGAAGUACCGCACUCAGACUCUGCCUUCGAAAGACGGUCAGCUUCAAGUGCAUGAGAAGCUAAAGGUACAUGUGCGACAGUGUGACGAUGCUAUAGUUGUUAAACUCUACAGAAGCCACUUGUUGCGGUCGGAUCAAUGCGGUGAACUGAAGUUUUCGGUGGAACAUGACCUUAUGGCACCAAAGCCAGCCAAGAGGCGCUGGUUCACCAUGGUCCACCAAAAUCGCACAGCCACACGCGUUAAGGUCUCCAUAUACUGCAUGAGUGACGAGGUGGCAUCAAGGGAUUUGUCAGCUCUGACGUUGCAGGCAAUUGUAGAGUCGCAACAAAAUGGAUCCAACCUAGAAGAGGAGCUAAUAGAGGAACUGGAGAAGAUGGACGAUUAUGCGAAGCUCAGAUUCUUUUCCAAGGUGUUAUCAGGCCCGCUCAAGAAAAUGAAUACCUUCGGCCGAAAGUGGACCACGUUCUAUUUCAAGCCGCUGGAAAUAUCGACUGGCAACUGGGAGUGGUGCGUUUGGAACUCCAUCGACGACUACAAUGCUGGAUCAGAGGCCAUCGAGUCGUACCCGUUUCUCUCAAUGAGCCUCGUAGUGGCAGAUCCUACGAACUCAGCUUGUUUCUACGUGAAGUACCACAAGGAUGGAAACGACUUCGGAAUCCUGCUAAAGCGGAUAGACAGAAACAGGGACGUUUGGUCCGAUUCACUCUACGAAUUCAUUGAGAAAACCCGUGAGGUGUACUUCAAAAUACCGAAUAAGCAACGGGUCAAGAUAUCGCACAAAAAAGUCAGGCGCUGUAAGGAUCUUGAGAUGAUCUCCCAGCAGCCGGCCGACGACGAAAAGCGGAACGAGCUACAGGCCAAACUUGCGCAAAGUAAACGGCUCACAAGUCCUAUGGAGCGGGGUGAAGCGGAUGAUGAAGCCAAAUUGCAGGAAGCGAUCGGAAGGAUGGCGCAGAACAUGUAUGUCGAGGAAUGCAGCACGGGAGACGCCUAG